AUGCAGUCUGGCAGCUCAGCCUACGCUGCCGCUGCUGCUGCUGCAGCUGCUGCAGCUGCUGCUACCCACUGUAUUCCCAAGAGGGAGAACCCCAUGACCGAAGAUCAGUAUCACAUUCUGUUGCAGCACCUCAGGCAUUUGUCGGGCCACUCUGGGCCGUGUCUCUUCCAGCAAGAAAAAAAGCAGGAGCAGCAGAAACUGGACUGGCAGCAGCAAAAGCAAGUCGCAGCACUGCUGCAGCAACAGCCCAUAAGCCUACUCACGGAGGAACAGUUGAAAGAGGCAGCGCAACUCUAUUUACAGCAACGGAUGGGCCUACAGCAACAAGGGACGCACCAAGAAACCCUGCAGCCUGUGUAUCAGCAGCAGCUCCUGUGGCAGCAGCCACAGCAGCAGCAGCUGUUGGUGCAGCAGCCCCCAUAUGGUGGAGUAGCAACAGGAGGCAUCGAUAGUAGUGCCCUGCCUCAAAUUCAACCGCAGCUGCACCAGCAACAACUACAACAGCAGCAAUUGCAGCAUCAACAGUUACAGCAGCAACACCAACUGCACCAGCAACAACUACAGCACCAGCAGUUGCAGCAUCAAAGACUGCAGCAGCAACAACUGCAGCAACAGCAACUGCAGCAGCAAGUGCAGCAGCAGCAGCUGCUCCAGCAGCAACAGCUACUUCAACAGCAACAGCUGUUGCAACAACAACAGCAACAGCAACAGCAGCUGGAGCAGCAACAGCAACAGCAGCUGGAGCAGCAACAGCAUCAACAGCAACCCCUCUCAUGGCCUCAGCUCCAGCCUCAGCAGCAGCAGCAACAACAGCAGCAGAGACCCCCUACGUCUAGUGUGCAGCAGCAGCACAGCAGCGGGUCUCUGGGGGGGGGCGGCCAGUGGGUCCCCCGCCGUAGCGAGAGUCUGCUGCAGGAGCUGCAGGGUGCCUCUUCUGAGUCCGCGCUUACUAGCCGAAACAGGUUUGACCCUGUUGCUGAGCAGCAAGGGCAGGUGAAAGUCGGGAGGCACCCAAAGAGCAGCGACAGGUCUGCGCACGACAGAGUUAAACACCCGAGAGCGCCGCCACAGGGGGGAAGAAGAGAUCAGUACAGCUCUUUCGGCGAGGCCGUUGCAUCUACUGCCCCUCCUGCCGCUGUUUCCCCUCCCUCAAAAAACGGACAGGAAGCUCAGGUUCGCAAACGAAGCACUUGGGGCCUCUCCCGUAGAAGGAAGAAGACUGAGAAUGACUAA
Messenger RNA from Eimeria maxima, 1233 nucleotides. RefSeq lists its product as hypothetical. Bases 1 to 1233 code for a protein of 410 amino acids. NCBI's taxonomy places the organism in Eukaryota, Apicomplexa, Conoidasida, Eucoccidiorida, Eimeriidae. The transcript has a single exon. The record is from RefSeq and is a predicted model, not a curated record.